This is a messenger RNA of Misgurnus anguillicaudatus (oriental weatherfish), 1004 nucleotides long. The record is from RefSeq and is a predicted model, not a curated record. NCBI's taxonomy places the organism in Eukaryota, Metazoa, Chordata, Actinopteri, Cypriniformes, Cobitidae.
AUCACAGAACCGAAAGUGUUUUGAAAACGGAAGUAGGCUAUAGGCGAAGAAAAACAGCUUGUAAUGUGAGAAACAACAGCCUGUAUUAUAGCAUGCUGUGACGAUAUCAACCAGCCGUCAUCAUGUCUUCUGAUUUACCAAAAUCACGUUGCGAAAGUUCCUCAUCAGAGUCUGAGAUCAGAAUAGUUCUUCUAGGCGAUAAAAGAGUUGAUAAGAGUGAAUUAGCCAAAUUAAUUCUGGGCAGCAAGACUCUGAAAGGAGAAGAAAUUGGUCUGUGUACUUUAUAUAACGGUGAAGAAACAGAAAGAAAGAUCAGUGUUGUAGAAACACCAGGAUGGGACCCAAGUUCAAUCAAAGAAACAGCAAAGAAUAUAAAAGCAGAGAUUGUCAGAUGUUGGUCUCUUUGUCCUCCAGGACCUGAUGUUCUUCUUCUGGUGAUUCCCGUGAAACAAGAACCUUCAAUGUAUGAGAUGACAGAAGCACAGAAGCACAUGGAGUUGUUAUCAGAGCGAGUUUGGAAACACACUAUUGUGCUGCUUGAUUAUGAGGAAGAGAUUGAGGAAUCUGUCAUCAACGAACACAUUCAACGUGCAGAGACAAUCCUAGAAAAGUGCAGAGAACAAUUCUGUGUUUUUUAUAGGGGUACCUCUCAAAUGACAGAUCUCUUUAAGAAAAUAGACAAUCUGGUGAAAGAAAAUAAUGAAGAAUUUUUUAUGCCACAAAUUUAUUAUGAUAAGAUUCAGCCCAGACCUCAAGUGUUUAAUAAGGGAGAGCCAAGGCAAAGACGUGGAAGUAAAGAGAAGAAUCCUCCUGACUUAGGAAAAGAAAAUGACACAGAGGAAGAGAAAGAAACUGUAGUGGCUAUCAAGCAUGGACUUUUUGAUGAUGUGGCAGCACUACGUGUGGCAGCACUACGUCGGACAAUCAAACCUUUCUCAACCUGCCGUAAUAAAUCCUCACCAACAGCAGGCGACUCCGGGCCGGAUCCACACCAGAGCUGCUGA